This is a messenger RNA of Saitoella complicata NRRL Y-17804, 2050 nucleotides long. Its product is annotated as PLP-dependent transferase. Gene Ontology annotation, biological process: glycine decarboxylation via glycine cleavage system. The record is from RefSeq and is a predicted model, not a curated record. Gene Ontology annotation, cellular component: mitochondrion; glycine cleavage complex. Gene Ontology annotation, molecular function: pyridoxal phosphate binding; glycine binding; glycine dehydrogenase (decarboxylating) activity. The coding region runs from base 35 to 1921 and encodes 628 amino acids. The transcript has a single exon. NCBI's taxonomy places the organism in Eukaryota, Fungi, Ascomycota, Saitoellomycetes, Saitoellales, Saitoellaceae.
GAAUAUUUGUACCGCGCAGGCGCUCUUGGCUAAUAUGGCGGCCAUGUAUGCCGUCUAUCAUGGGCCGGUGGGGUUGAAGCAGAUCGCGGAGAGGAUCAGGGGGAUGACACAGGUCCUUGCUGAGGGGAUCCAGAAAGGCGAUGCCGGGGACGUGCAGGGCAGUGGAUUGUUCUUUGACACACUCACUAUCCGAGUGAAGGACAGGGAGGCGCUCCUGAAAAAGGCCGAGGAGCAGGGCAUCAACUUCAGGAAACACUCUACUGAGAACACCGUCGGUAUCACGUUGGACGAGACCGUCACAGAAGCCGACGUGAACGACCUUCUCCGAUUGUUUGGUUGCAACCAGAUGGCCUCUGAGAUCGCCCAAGCAAUGAAUGGACCCAAACCGCUUCCCGAGGCGUUUCAACGCAGUGGUAAAGUCCUUCAACAACCGGUCUUCAACACAUACGGCUCCGAAACCGAGCUUCUCCGGUACAUGCACCACCUUCAAUCCAAGGAUCUCUCGCUUACGCACUCCAUGAUUCCCCUUGGGUCUUGCACCAUGAAGCUCAACGCGACCUCCGAAAUGCUGGCACUCUCCAAGCCAGAGUUCAUGAACCUGCACCCCUUCGUACCGAAGGACCAGGCUCAGGGCUAUGCUGAGCUUAUUUCGGAGCUCGAAAAGGACUUGAGCGAAAUCACUGGAUUCGACGCAGUGAGUUUGCAACCCAACUCUGGUGCACAGGGAGAGUACGCCGGUCUCCGCGUGAUCCGCGCCUACCUCGAUGCUCAAGGCCAAGGCCACCGCGACGUCUGUCUCAUCCCGGUCUCUGCACACGGCACAAACCCUGCCUCAGCCGCCAUGUGUGGUCUUCGCGUCGUCCCCGUCAAGUGCGACAAAGACGGUAACCUCGACAUGUCUGACCUCGCUUCCAAAGCCGAGAAGCACAAGGAUUCUUUGGCGGCGUUCAUGGUCACUUACCCCUCCACCUUCGGAGUCUUCGAACCCCGGGUAAAGGAAGCGUGUGAGAUUAUCCAUAAGAAUGGAGGACAGGUAUACAUGGAUGGUGCGAACAUGAAUGCGCAGAUUGGGUUGUGUUCGCCUGGGGAGAUCGGAGCGGAUGUUUGUCAUUUGAACCUGCACAAGACAUUCUGUAUUCCGCAUGGAGGAGGCGGACCUGGUGUUGGACCCAUCGGUGUCAAGGCACACCUCCAGCCCUACUUGAUGGAGCACCCCAUUGUGUCGACGGGUGUAGGUGAGAAGGGAGUUCCUCCGGUCGCCGCUGCACCGUGGGGAAGUGCAGGAAUCUUACCUAUCAGCUGGAGUUACAUCAAGAUGAUGGGUGCGAAUGGUCUUACGCACGCUACCAAGAUCGCCUUGUUGAGUGCGAACUACAUGGCAAAGAGGCUGGCUGAGCACUAUAAGAUUCUCUACACCAACGAACACGGGAUGGUGGCUCACGAGUUCAUCCUCGAUGUUCGUGGGUUCAAGGCGUCAGCUGGAAUCGAGGCGGUUGAUAUUGCGAAGAGGUUGCAGGACUACGGCUUCCACGCUCCCACGAUGAGCUGGCCCGUUGCGAACACCCUGAUGAUUGAGCCCACCGAAUCAGAAUCAUUGGCAGAGUUGGACAGAUACUGCGAUGCCUUGAUUGCGAUCCGAGAGGAAAUCGCCGAGAUCGAGCGUGACGAGCAGCCACGUGAUAGCAACCUUCUCAAGAACUCUCCACACACUCAGCGCGAUUUGUUGGUUGGCGAAUGGAAGGAUCGCAGCUAUUCGAGAGAACGUGCUGCGUAUCCAUUACCGUGGCUGCAGGAGAAGAAGUUUUGGCCGAGCGUGGGACGAUUGGAUGAUGCGUACGGUGACUUGAACUUGUUUUGCACGUGUGAUCCUGUCGCAGCCGAGGAGGAAGGAGAAAGGCCGUACGGGGGUGUCGGUGUAUGAUACGAAGGGGAUGAGAUGGACGGAAGCGGUGAUUAAGAUAUGAAAUGGGAUAGGCUGGGCGUUUGUGACAUUCAACUGUGUAUGGGUACACUUGGCGGGGCCGUCUUAACACGCCCAAUAAUACGAGCA